GUAAAUUCUGUUUGAGGAAUUCGUUUGUUUGAUUUUUUUUCCGGAGCCAAAGUUGUCCUCCGUUUUUUGGAAACCCCUAAAACAGACACUCUCUCUCUCUCUCCUUCGUUCCUUUCGUGCGGUUUCAAUGCUCAAAGAUGGUUCAACAAAUGAUUGAUUCUAAGUUCAGUGAGUAUGGGCUGACAAAUACUGAACCUGGCUUGCCCAAUCAUGAUAAGCAAUUGUCAGUUCCAGUGGUUGCAAAGAAGAUAGCACUGAGGGAUUUGCAGAACGAGAAUACAAUUCUUGUGCCGCCAAAAUCUGCAGUAAUCACGCUGUUUCCAAAGGAGAGUGGACCCACUAGUGAUGCUGGUAAGAUAUCUGGCACCAAGAGACCCACACCAGAGUGCCUGAUGAACCCUUCCCAUCAGAAAUGUCCAACCAAUAAUACUAGCAAUGGGCAUCUUGUGUAUGUUCGUAGAAAAGCUGAAGCAGAAUUAGGAAAAAGCAGUGCCUCUGACAUUACACGCAGUAAUGUUGAUUAUUCACAAUUAAGAAAACUUGGUGACCAGGACAAGGCAACUGAACAAAAAUUGGGGAUGACAGAUUCUAAGAUGUGUGUCCCAGAAGUUGCACCUCUUCCUAGGGCUUCUCCGGUGUGCUUCUCGUCCUUAAAACCUUCAAUUCCUCUCUCUCUUGGAAAGUCUGAUAAUAUGUUGACACCGGCAGAUUCCAAAUAUCUCCAUGUUAGUUGUGCCAAAUCUUCAACAGGUAAUCUCAAGAGAAUAGAUAUUCAGCAUUUGGAAGAGCGAUAUUGCCAACUGCAGAAUUUAUUGAAAAAUUUGGACCAAUCAAAUCUGGACGGCUAUAUCCAGAUGCUUCGAUCACUUUCCUCAGUUGAACUUAGCAAACAUGCUGUUGAACUGGAAAAGAGAUCGAUUCAGCUUUCAUUGGAGGAAGCAAAAGAGAUGCAACGAGUUCAAAUCUUGGAUGUCUUGGGGAAAUAUCCUAAGAAUUCUAGAGGACUCUCAACCCAACAAGACCAGUCAGAGAAGUGAGAGGAAACAUUGGACUGAAGAUGGUGGACUUGUUUCUUUUAUACUACUCAAUCGAUCCAUCUUUAUACUCGUAUUGAUCAUUGUAUAAUUCUGGUUAUCCUUCUCCUGAUUCUCAUCUCCCAUUGUGAAACCUAUUGUCUUCCUUGCUUGCGCUAUAUAAUUUUCUUGUUAAGCCAUUGAAAUGUUAAUGCUAUGAUUGAAAGAAAUUGUGUUAGCAAGGCGUCAUGUAUAAAUAGUAAGUGGGUUUGGAAAAUCGAGUGCAU
Molecule: messenger RNA, 1300 nt
Organism: Ilex paraguariensis (yerba mate)
Lineage: Eukaryota; Viridiplantae; Streptophyta; Magnoliopsida; Aquifoliales; Aquifoliaceae
Source: the annotation of a GenBank genome assembly